Messenger RNA from Cyprinus carpio (common carp), 2305 nucleotides. RefSeq names its product sorting nexin-30-like. The record is from RefSeq and is a predicted model, not a curated record. NCBI's taxonomy places the organism in Eukaryota, Metazoa, Chordata, Actinopteri, Cypriniformes, Cyprinidae. Gene Ontology annotation, molecular function: phosphatidylinositol binding.
UUUGAAAAGAGGCGAUGUUUAUCCGGAAGUGCGCGUCUCCGCUGAGAGUCAGCUGACAAGCCUACUUCCGCUUCUGACAGAUGUUUGCUGUCUCGGAUCGUGCGGCUGUGAAAUCAAAACACCUGCGCGAUCAGAGCCGAUGAGCGCGAUGAGUGCGGGCGCCCCGCGAUCACUGGCCUCCUCCGGACAGAAGUCCAUCCAGGACAUCCUCCACCCGCUGUCCGCCGAGGAGAGCGCGCUGAACCCCGGCAGCGCUGCGGAGAAGGACCUGAUCCUGCCCAAUGGGACUCCAGUAGACACAUCAAGCCCCGCCUCCUCUUCAUCUCUGCUGAACCGCCUACAGCUCGAUGACGAUCUGGACGGAGAAACACGCGAUCUGUUUGUGACUGUGGACGACCCCAAGAAACACGUGUCUACUAUGGAGACAUAUAUCACCUACAGAGUCUGCACAAAGACCACAAGAACAGAGUUUGACCUGCCUGAGUACUCGGUAAGGCGACGCUACCAGGACUUUGACUGGCUGAGGAACAAAUUAGAGGAAAGUCAACCCACCCAUCUUAUUCCACCUUUGCCUGAGAAGUUUGUUAUGAAGGGCGUGGUGGACCGUUUCUCAGAGGAGUUUGUGGAGACCAGAAGAAAGGCACUAGACAAGUUCCUCAAACGUGUAGCAGACCAUCCCGUGCUUUCUUUUAACGAGCACUUCAAUGCAUUUCUCUCAGCAAAGGACUUGAAUAAGCGUCAAGGACUGGCUCUGCUGACUAAAAUGGGGGAAUCUGUGAAGUAUGUGACGGGUGGUUAUAAAUUGAGGGCACGGCCGGUGGAGUUUGCUGCCAUGGGCGACUAUCUGGACUUGUUCACACAGAAACUGGGCACCAUUGACAGGAUAGCACAGAGAAUCAUCAAAGAGCAGUCAGAGUUCCUAAUGGAGUUGAGAGAGUAUGGACCGGUCUACUCCUCCUGGUCGUCUUUUGAGGAGGACCUCCAUGAUCCUCUGGAGGGGGUGUCGGGGUGCAUGUCGAACUGCUCCAGCGCUCUGGAGGAGCUCACGGAGGACAUGAGUGAAGACUUUCUCCCUGUGCUCAGAGAAUACGUCCUGUACAUCGAGUCCAUGAAGAAUGUGCUGAAGAAGAGAGACCAAGUUCAGGCUGAGUAUGAAACAAAGUUAGAGGCAGUCGUGUUCAGGGAGGACAAAAAGACACCGGUGCCCACUGACGUGGAGAAGUGCCAGGACCGCGUGGAGUGUUUCAACGCAGACCUGAAGGCCGACUGGGACCGCUGGGAGAACAACAAACGACAGGACUUCAGACAGCUGCUGACCGGCAUGGCCGACAAAAACAUCCAGUACUACGAGAAGUGCCUUGCAGCAUGGGAGUCCCUCAUUCCAGUGUUACAAGACAAACAGGAAGCAGAAGGCGAAACGAGCUGAGCGUGUUUCAGCCGUUCUCCCGGCCACCUGCGAUGUCCAGAGCUCAUGAUCCAGGCUGUCCUCUGACCUGUCCACCACGAGCAGAGCUUUCACGGGACGGGACGAGCUCCGAGAAUCCAUUUGUAAAGUGUCUUUAUUUGUUAAAGCCCAUCCAUCCAACAACCUCUCUCUCUCUUUCUCUUUCUCUCUCUCUCAUUCUCUCUCUUUUUUUGUGGAAGGAGAAUCUGCAGGACUGGAACUGCAGAAGAAACCAUAAACACUCAUGAGGAUAAGAGAGGGGAGGACGUUUUUGGUGACGUCAACAAAUUUGUUGUUUUUAGUGAGAUGUUUGCCAGUUGUUCUUUUGUAAAUGCUUGUGUUUUGAUGCUGAUCCGUCCAAGGGAACCGAGACGUCAGUGUUUUGUUUUUUGGUUCGUGUUCAUGAAGAGUCCCGCUGAAGGUUUGCCAGCAUUCCUCUUGCCAAAGACGUGGAACUUAAGUCUGAUAUCUCGAUUGAAACGUUUGCUUUUUUUCCCAGAAGAUUUCCUGGACUACAAAAGCCUUGCCUGGAUCGGCCCUUCCCUCGUUAAACUCUAAACUAAGCUGUUGCGUUGAAUUGAGGGAUGUUUUCUCAGCCAUACUUGACCUCAUUAAAUAUUUAUGACUAAAGAUGUGUCAUAAUGAUUUGUACUUGUCUUAAUGGGGCAGGAUCUGUGGUCGGGUCAGCUAGUCAAGUGAGGUGAAUGUAAUGUGGGGCGUUUCCGGUGAAACUCUGGGAUAAUAAUGGAGAUCGGUUAAUCUCCAGUAAAAUCUCCAUUCAAAGUGGUUAUGCAGUGCAGGAUAGUGAAUUUUUUUUGGGCAGAAGUCUCUUUAUGCUCUCCAAUGCUACAUUUAUUUGAU